AUUGCCAGAUAUUGUUUGGGCCAAAAAAAAAAAAAGGGGGAACCAAAACCAGUUGUAAGUCCAAACCCCUAAAGCUUCUCCUCGUCUGCGCACACACACACACACACACACACACACUCUCUGCCGGUGUGCCUUUCACAAAUGGAAGAUAUUGAAGAUUUGCUGGUGGGUACCGGAGUUCCUCCAGGUUUCCGGUUACCGGUACCAGCAGCUGUUGGAGUCAAUCCAAAAAAGCAAAGGAAAAAGAAUGGUUUAACCAAAGUAGUUCAAGACUCUCCUACACCCAAAAUACCUGGCACUCAGACUAUUUACAUCAAGACAUUUGGAUGUUCUCAUAAUCAGAGUGAUUCUGAAUAUAUGGCUGGUCAGCUUUCAGCUUUUGGUUAUGCUCUGAGUGAUAACCCUGAUGAGGCAGACCUCUGGAUGAUAAAUACCUGCACAGUCAAAUCUCCUAGUCAGUCUGCCAUGGAUACGCUUAUAAGUAAAGGAAGAAGUGCAAAAAAGCCAUUGGUAGUCGCAGGUUGUGUUCCUCAAGGAAGCCGUAAUCUGAAAGAGCUAGAUGGAGUUAGUAUAGUAGGAGUUCAGCAGAUUGACCGUGUGGUUGAGGUUGUGGAAGAGACUUUGAAAGGUCAUGAAGUUCGGCUACUAACCCGGAAGACAUUACCAGCACUUGAUCUUCCAAAGGUCCGAAAGAACAAGUUUGUUGAGAUUCUUCCAAUAAAUGUUGGUUGUUUAGGUGCUUGUACUUAUUGCAAGACGAAGCAUGCCCGUGGUCAUUUAGGAAGUUACACAGUUGACAGCCUUGUGGGCCGAGUCAAAAAUGUCAUUGCUGAUGGAGUGAGGGAGAUCUGGUUGAGUAGUGAAGACACCGGGGCAUAUGGUCGCGACAUUGGAGUUAAUCUUCCUAUUCUAUUGAAUGCUUUAGUUGCAGAGCUUCCUCCGAACGGAAGUACAAUGCUCCGAAUUGGGAUGACCAACCCUCCUUAUAUUCUUGAGCACUUGAAGGAGAUAGCUGAUGUCUUACGUCAUCCGUGUGUGUAUACUUUUCUUCAUGUGCCAGUUCAGUCGGGUAGUGAUUCAGUCUUGAGUGCCAUGAACCGUGAAUACACUGUCGGCGACUUCAGGAAGGUGGUGGAUACAUUAAUGGAACUGGUCCCUGGGAUGCAGAUUGCAACGGAUAUUAUAUGUGGAUUUCCUGGUGAAACUGAUGAAGAUUUUGCUCACACAGUUGACCUUAUUAAGGACUACAAGCUUGCUCAAGUUCAUAUAUCACAGUUCUACCCUAGGCCCGGCACUCCUGCUGCAAGGAUGAAAAAGGUUCCUAGUAAUGUGGUGAAGCAACGGAGCCGUGAAUUAACUGCUGUAUUCGAGUCCUUUACUCCAUAUACUGGAAUGGACGGGAAAGUAGAGAGAAUAUGGAUUACUGAUAUAGCUUCAGAUGGAGUUCAUUUGGUGGGACACACUAAGGGAUACAUUCAGGUCCUGGUGAUUGGUCCAGAAAGCAUGCUGGGUACCUCAGCUAGGGUGAAAAUAACAUCUGUAGGUAGAUGGUCAGUCUUUGGAGAAGUGAUCGAGAUCCUCUGCCAAAAUAAUAAUAAGGAUGUCCGCUCACAUGAGAGUUUCGAUGAAAGGUGCUCCCCAUGCGCCCUUUCAGAAGAAGCUUGUGCCUGUUCAAAAGAGCAAGAACCUUGCUCUGCAACAUCUGGUGGUUGCUGCAGUCAAAGCACUCAAGAAGCAGCAACAACACUGCCGCAGAAUGACCCUACGGAAGAUAAUCACAGUAGCAGAAACUUAAUCGGAUGGUUUCUGAGGAAUCGUAAGAAUUAUUCACACAAAAAGGUGGACUUAACUAGCUCGGAGUCUAAGGAGAAGCAAAUACAGGAUGAUUUAGGUCAUCGCCAAAGCGCUUGGAGUUCUGUUGAUAUAGCUCUUCUUAGUGGAAUAUUAUUGAGCUUGUUCACAAUAGUAGCUCUAUUUUUGAAUCUUGGAUCUAGGAGUUUGUCAUCUAAGUAGUAGAUCAAUUUUGUAUCUGUAACUUUUUUCUAUGAAGUCACAAAAGUUCAGGGCAGAUGUGCAAGAGUUUGACAUUUUGGUUUGUUUUAUGACAGUAGAAACGGCUACUGUGAUGGAUUUUGUGUCAACCAUGUGCUAUUGUACACUUUGCUGGAAUAGUAA
Molecule: messenger RNA, 2175 nt
Organism: Lycium ferocissimum
Lineage: Eukaryota; Viridiplantae; Streptophyta; Magnoliopsida; Solanales; Solanaceae
Exons: 11
Coding region: 142-2013 (623 amino acids)
Biological process (GO): tRNA methylthiolation
Cellular component (GO): endoplasmic reticulum
Molecular function (GO): tRNA (N(6)-L-threonylcarbamoyladenosine(37)-C(2))-methylthiotransferase activity; 4 iron, 4 sulfur cluster binding
Source: RefSeq, a predicted model, not a curated record